CCUCCAUCUCUUCCAUCUUCUCAGAGGGGGUGUCUUCCUGGGACCCCGGCAGGGCCUGGACAGGACCAAGAACUGGGAGAGGGGGCGUGGCUAUCUGUUGGGGGUGUGGUCUGUAGGGCUGAGGGGUGGGGAGCAUGCCUAACUAGAGUGGCUGCGCCCCGGAGUCCCUGCGCCUGAUGGAGAGCCCUACCUGAGCAUGCUCACUGCAGUUUGUGCCCUGGAUGCCAGACACAGAAGCUGUGCAGCCUCGGGCCAGGCCGUACCCUUCUGCCCUCUCCUGCCCACAGUCCCCGCGUCUGCAGUUCCCGCUUGCUCACUCCUCUGCCCUCUCUCACCAGCCUCAGGGCUGCCUUCCUUUUCUUCACUUUCUCCCCUCCACUCCCAACCAUAUCUGACCCAGACACAUCACUGCUACUCAAGGUCAUUCAGGCAUACCCCCAACUGCGACCUCCCUGCCCACUAUGCCUCCAGUCACCCCCCCUUCCUCCCGGGGAUCCAGCCUCAUCGUGCUAUUGCACGUUUUACCCCUUUGCCCCUUCAUCCUUGGAGCCCCUUCCUAAAUGUCACCACAUCAGAGAAACCUUUCCCCACUGCCACCGCAGACUCAGUCUGGUGUUCCCUUGUGCGCCCAGAGAAAUGGGACAGCGCCUUGCCCGAUGUAACACUUGCCGCACUGCCCCUACUCGAAUCUACCUCCCCUGCCAGACCCCUUCCUUCUUGGCGAUGCAGCCUGGCUCUUGUUCUUUCUGCCCCAGAACAUAGUCCUGGGGGUAGCAGGCAUCAACAAAUGUAUCUUAAAAUGAGUAAAUGGAAGAUUGUAGGCAUUAGGUAGAUGCUGGGUGUGUGGAGGGUCUGGAUUGUUGAGAGUUCAUUUGAGAGGGCUUCUUGGAGGACAGACUGAACAGGCUUUGGUGCGGGGGAGAGAUGUGAUUUAGUGCAGUGAGAGGAUCCUGGGGAAGCACCAGAGUGACACAUUCUACCGAUUUAACGAUCCCUGAACAACUUCUAUUGUCAGGCUUCAUGCUGGGCACAGGGGACCUCAGUCUGCACUCAUGUUGCUUGCCCUGCAGUCGACAAGGAAGACAAGAGAGGCGGUGCCAGUGUAGAGUGCCGAGUGUCACACGACCGCCUCCUUCCGGACCUGUGCCCCCGGCAGAGGAAACACCAGACUUAGAAUCCAGCAGGCAGGAUUACCUUUCACUCACUGAGGAUGUGAUUUGAGCCAAUAUAUCUCCAUUUCUCUGAGGCUCAGAUUUUGCAUUCAUCAAAUAAUGACAGCACCGUCUCCUGAGGUCGUCAGGAUCAGGAGAGAGAACAGAGUGAAACGUGCCUUGUGCGCCGUUUUGUGCUGGACGCAUUCAUCUCUUGUCUCUCAUCUCUUCCCCUGUCGGAGCUGGGCCUGAUGUUCUGGUUGGGGUCGUCAGAACCAGGACCUCGGGGCACCCCCGCUGCAGCCCCGUCCUUCCGAGGGAAAGAGCAAGGCCUGCAGGACAAGGGAGGCUGACUCUGCAGUGGGUCCCUUUCGUGCUUUCUACCCCUCGGGUAGCCUCUCGCCCCCUGGAACAUUCCUGGGGGUGAGGGGCUUGCCCUUUCCCAGUGUUAUUUUUUAUUCCUGUGGGGCUCCCCUCACAGGAAUAAAAAAUAUGAAAAGUAGCUUUGUAAUUUUUUUUUUUAAAGGGCUCACCUAUGACAAAAGGCUCAUCUCCCAGAUAGGGGAAGGGCCCAUAUCCCUCAUACCCUGGGCCAUGGGGGUACCAGGAGGGCCAACCGUGGGCUGGAGGGAGGUCUGCACUGUAGGCAAGGGGGCAGACAGAGGGGUUGGAGACUGUGGCUGUACUGGCGUGGGGGCUUUGCUGUUGUGCCUUCCCAAGACACUCAUCUUUAGCACCUUGGUCUUUACCUCCUGGUGUCCUCCAGCUACCUCCUGUCUCAUUCUAGUCAGUGAAACAGUGUUGGGAGGGUACAGUUCUGGGAUGAGGUCCAGGGAACAGGAGCUGCCUGGUCCUGGGAGCCUCUUUUGGGACGCUUUGACCUUGGGAACCCCUGACCCCUCUCCCCGGAGCCCCAGAUCCGUGCACCAGGUUCUUCCUGACCAACGACCAGAUCCAUCUCUAUAUGAAUGAGUUUUCCUGGAAGGACGUUACCAAUGCCUUGUCCCUGGCCAACUUGAUCCUGGGGCUCUUCUCCAUCUUCUGCAGCUUCUGCAAGAAAUGCUACAGUGCCUCCUGGAUGCUUCUGAUCAGCUUCCUAUUAGACAUGGCAGUUGGGACGAUAACCAGACACCUCAGCCUCUGCUCCAGAUCGGGGGUGGAGCUGAAUGACUUUGCUGUCUUCACCACCUUUGGCCUGGCCUCAGCCCUGCUCCUAGGUGUGGAUGGGCCUCUGAAUGCGUUCCUGGCCGUCAUCUAUGUGUUAGCUGCUACCUUCCGCCUGUGUUUUUAUUCAACCGGUGUUCCCUUCACAUACAAGGGUCUACCCUGCCGCUAUGCUUCCUGUGUUUUGGCCUCCACCUGCCUUCUGACCAAAGGCAACACGUUCAUUCUGUCUUGCAUGGCCUCACUUAUGAUUCUGUUCAUGAUGGACCAGAGCUACUAUCCACGUGAUGAGAUCCUGGGGUCUGAGAACUGGAAAAAAUUGAUUUAUCUGGGGGGUGUCAUCAUGCUGCUUGUGUCUCCAUUCUCCCUAACUGCUUUUUACUGCCUGAUGUGGUCGCUGUCCUACAUCUUCUUUCCAGAUGCUCUGUGGGGCAAGGCAGCAUGCUUCAGGCUACAGCACCAAAGAAAGUGAACAGCUUCACCCACUCCCACUGGCCUCUGUGGGGUUUGUGCCAGCAUAUCGGGCCAAGCCUUGCCUUAUCCUCACUAAAUCUUUCUUUGUCCCUA
Messenger RNA from Leopardus geoffroyi (Geoffroy's cat), 2882 nucleotides. It is a transcript of the gene TMEM269, whose product is annotated as transmembrane protein 269. The coding region runs from base 2116 to 2787 and encodes 223 amino acids. Gene Ontology annotation, cellular component: membrane. NCBI's taxonomy places the organism in Eukaryota, Metazoa, Chordata, Mammalia, Carnivora, Felidae. The transcript has 6 exons. Gene Ontology annotation, molecular function: phosphotransferase activity, for other substituted phosphate groups. Gene Ontology annotation, biological process: phospholipid biosynthetic process. The record is from RefSeq and is a predicted model, not a curated record.